Ambispora gerdemannii is the source of this 1683-nucleotide messenger RNA. NCBI's taxonomy places the organism in Eukaryota, Fungi, Glomeromycota, Glomeromycetes, Archaeosporales, Ambisporaceae. The record is from the annotation of a GenBank genome assembly.
AUGUGGCAUGCAGCGAGACAACAAGAGAAAAAAAUAAAGGUGUUGAUGGUUGAUCACAAAAAACGAGCUGAAAGACGUAAAGCAUAUUACGAAUCUCGGCUUGGUGACCCUAGUCAGCUACUUCGUCUAACAGGAACUGCUAUAAAACUAUAUCCAGACGCCGAACAACACUUUUAUUAUGAAAACCCCGAAAAGUCACUAAUGACUUGGGAAGGCGAUGAGGACACUAGGAUUGAUCGAUUUGAUGGACGCUCGCUUUUGGACUAUCUUCCCGCUGAUUUUCCCAGCGUGAAUCAACAAAUGCCAAAUGAUGAGCGUGAUAUUCAAGAGGAGUUAAAUUUCGAAAGAUUUCGCGAGUUGGUAGAAAAUGAGCGGCGCAAUGUGUCAGAAAAAGAGUGCCUAGAAGAAAACGAGGCUGAAUGGACAAGCCUUCUAGAACGACAUAAGGCAUUAAUGAAAAAAUUGCAAGAGCAAGCAGCUCAAAAUCAGGAUUUUGUUAUGACUAUGGAACUGAAAAACGCGACGCAUCACCAAGAGGAUAUUCUAGAUUAUGUCGAAAAUCUUACUGAAAAGGAUCGGCAAACAUUGAAUGAAAUGGGUCGACAAUACAAUAUUCCAGAUUACACAAGACUUUUGCGUGUUGCUAAACGUGAUAGACAAGAAAAAGCUAAUGAACUCAAAGAAACAGAAAAGGUAAUUUGUUACAUUGCGAAAGAAGAAAAUUCUCAGCCUUAUUCUACGCGAGACUCUCCCACUUAUGAACCUUACACCGACACUAAUACUUCUAGCAGUUCGUCCGAAGACCAAAGUAACAAGGACAAUAUUGACGCUAAUGAAGAAGGAUUUAUUAUUAGAUUUGGUGAUUCAGAAGAAUCUCUCCUUCCCGAAUCACAAAAUUCUAUCACAAACACGAGUGACGUACAAGUUUCUGCAUCUUCCCCAUCGCGAACACGGAAAAUAGGAUCUGCGAAACCCACAUUUACGGGAUCCGGAUCAGCUUCAACUUCCUCAAAAGCUGUACCACAAAAAAAAUUGACUCCGGCGGAGAAAUUGCGGUUAAAAACGCAAAUGGGUUUAAAUAAACAAAUAAAAGUUGAUGAAAGAAAGAAAAUUCAAAAAGAACGAGAGCAAGAGUUGGAACGUCUGACUCAAGAGGAAAUACCUUUUGUCUCUACCAAAAUUGCUCGUCAAGUCGUGGAAAACGAGAAUCUAAUAUUUCAUCUUCGCAAUCUCGCUCACGAUCACAUUCAAGAACCCGACGUUCAAGUAGACAGCGCUCGCUAUCAAAUUCACGCUCACCAUCAUAUAGGCGAAGAAGUCGCUCAAUAUCGAGAGGUCGCCACUCUCGAAGUAUUUCCCGGUCACGAUCUUUGUCAAGAAGUAGAUCUUAUCAUUCUUCUUCAAGUUAUCAGAAAAAGAGACGCUCAAGGAUUCAUUUUCAGAUCAAGUUCUUCUGAUUAUCAUCGUUCUCAUCGAACGAAACGGAAAUUGUCAUCUUCACGAUCCAGAACCAGAUCAUCGAGUAGAUCACGUGAAAGAUCGCGUCGAUAUUCAAGUUCUUCGAGAUCAAGAUCACGUGAUCGUAAGAGGUCACCAACAAAGCGCAAUAUAAAGUCAAAGCGACGCUCUUCACCUGGAUCGUCACGUAAGCGCAAUAAAAGGGAGUAUAAACGUCAAAGAUAA